This is a messenger RNA of Apaloderma vittatum (bar-tailed trogon), 1418 nucleotides long. It is a transcript of the gene SH3GLB1, whose product is annotated as SH3-domain GRB2-like endophilin B1. The transcript has 9 exons. The record is from RefSeq and is a predicted model, not a curated record. Gene Ontology annotation, biological process: membrane organization. Gene Ontology annotation, molecular function: protein binding. Gene Ontology annotation, cellular component: membrane; cytoplasm. The coding region runs from base 1 to 1050 and encodes 349 amino acids. NCBI's taxonomy places the organism in Eukaryota, Metazoa, Chordata, Aves, Trogoniformes, Trogonidae.
AUGUGUACAAAGUUUUUGAGAUUCACGGAAGAAAAGCUUGGUCAAGCAGAGAAGACUGAACUGGAUGCUCACCUGGAGAACCUUCUCAGCAAAGCAGAAUGCACUAAAUUGUGGACAGAAAAAAUAAUGAAACAAACAGAAGUAUUAUUGCAGCCAAAUCCAAAUGCCAGAAUAGAAGAAUUUGUCUAUGAGAAACUGGACCGCAAAGCACCAAGUCGCAUGAAUAAUCCCGAGUUGCUAGGCCAGUAUAUGAUUGAUGCUGGGAAUGAAUUUGGCCCUGGAACGGCUUAUGGAAAUGCACUCAUUAAAUGUGGAGAAACACAAAAACGAAUUGGGACAGCGGACAGAGAACUAAUUCAAACUUCUGCUAUAAACUUCCUCACUCCCCUAAGAAACUUUAUUGAAGGAGACUACAAAACUAUUGCUAAAGAACGUAAACUAUUACAAAAUAAAAGACUAGAUUUGGAUGCAGCAAAAACCAGAUUGAAGAAGGCAAAAGUUGCAGAAGCUCGAGCUGCAUCUGAGCAGGAAGUACGAAUUACUCAGAGUGAAUUUGACCGUCAAGCUGAGAUUACCAGACUUCUGCUGGAAGGAAUCAGCAGCACACAUGCACAUCAUCUUCGGUGUCUGAAUGAUUUUGUUGAAGCUCAGAUGACCUAUUAUGCACAAUGUUACCAAUAUAUGUUGGAUCUCCAGAAGCAACUUGGAAGCUUUCCAUCCACUUUCCUCUCUAACAACAAUCAGUCUUCCUCAGCUCCUGUGCAGAGUUUUUCUACUCCCUCAGUCUUGGCCUCAGCCUCCGCCUCGUUGCCUUCAGUAAGCAAUUCCAUAGUUACUUCAGGCAUCAGUGAACUGAAGUCAUCAAGUGGCAGCAGGAAAGCUCGAGUUCUCUACGAUUACGAUGCUGCAAACAGCAGUGAAUUAUCGCUACUUGCAGAUGAGGUGAUAACAGUGUACAGUAUCCCCGGCAUGGAUUCAGACUGGCUGAUGGGUGAAAGGGGAAAUCAGAAAGGCAAAGUGCCUAUUACUUAUUUAGAACUGCUAAACUAAAUGGUAGGCCUGAAUAAAGACUGUCAAUUAUGGCAACACCAUAUUUAUAUACAAUUAACGUUCUGUAAGCAGGUUUAAGUGUCUUCCAUGUUGGUUGUCUUGAGGGACAAAGACCAGCCAUUACAAACUGGCUUUUCGGCCAGCAUGGUUGCAUGGUAAAUACGCUAUUCAAACGUAAUGUGUUCAAAGCUUUUACUUCAUGUGCCAAGAACAUGUUUCCUACAGAUUUGUUUCUACUGAAGUUUUCACUAAUACAAGCUUCUACUUUUGAGUAAUCUAGAUUGAAAGCAGGAGGUACUGUUUUCUACUGAAAUUUUUCAUUAAUGGCAAAGCUUUUCUUCACAUAAAAUAAACUUAUUGUGAACUGA